Molecule: messenger RNA, 2448 nt
Organism: Zootermopsis nevadensis
Lineage: Eukaryota; Metazoa; Arthropoda; Insecta; Blattodea; Termopsidae
Gene: Cog6
Product: conserved oligomeric Golgi complex subunit 6
Biological process (GO): intra-Golgi vesicle-mediated transport
Cellular component (GO): COG complex
Source: RefSeq, a predicted model, not a curated record
UAAUGUGCUACUUCGUUCAUAGCUGCUCAAGACGUCGUCAGUUGGUUACAUCUCGGUUGAUAUCUUAACAGUGGUUAGCUCAUGAGUAGAUAAUUUCCAGUUCGGAGGAGGUAGACGUUGUCAGGGAACGAUUAUGACAAAAAUAAGUCAUCAGUACCUUUAUUUUUGAUCACUACUAUGUUGCAUAUGUCAUACUUUGGCAAUCCACUGUUGUAGAGUAAAAAGAAGUUAUUUUCUAAAAUAAGAUGUCUGUUGAGAAUAAAGGUAUUUGUAACGCGGAUAUGCCUGUGCAUGACACAGGGACAGGUAAUGUUCUUUCAAGAAGAUUAAAUAAGAUUUUGGAGACAAGAAUUGAAAAUGAUAAGGAAACCUUGGAAGCGCUAAAGGAGCUUUCGACGUUUUUUACUGAAAACACCUUACAAGCACGAAGAAAUUUAAGAAGUAAAAUAGAAAAGCGAAGUCUUGUUAUAAACGAGGAUUUCCUGUCAGCUUUCCGUGAUGUGAAAGAAGUGCUAGAUGCCAUCUAUAGUGAUGUUUCUGAAAUGAAUAAUUCAGUUCAGAAAAUGAUAAGCCGUCUUCAGGCAACAAAAACUCAGACACACCAUCUUAUUGAUCAGACAACAAAACUUCAAGCAGAAAGCCAGACAUUAAGUCUACAGAAAGAGGUAGCAGGUGCAUUCCUUAGAAGUUUUCAGCUUUCUCCUGCAGAACAGGCCGUAUUGCGUGGUUCCUCACGUGAAUGUGCGAUCACGGAUGAGUUCUUCACAGUUUUAGAUAGAGUUCAAAGUAUUCAUAGUAAUGGUCGAAUGUUAAUGCAGUCUGGCCACCAGACAGCUGCACUUGAAAUCAUGGAGCAAAUGGCUCUUUAUCAGGAAGCUGCUUUAGAAAGAUUGUAUCGUUGGACUCAGAGCCGUUGUCGGAACAUAGAAUCACCAGAGACAAGUAUUCUUCUUAGUAUGGCCAUGUCACGACUGCAGGGCAGACCUGUUUUGUUCAGGUAUGUGUUGGAUGAAUACCGAACAUCCCGGCGAUCAGUUUUGGUGACAGCAUUUAUUGAUGCUCUAACACAAGGUGGUCCAGGAGGCACCCCAAAACCCAUUGAAAUGCAUGGUCAUGAUCCAAAGCGCUAUGUGGGUGACAUGUUGGCAUGGCUCCACCAGGCUAUCCCUAGUGAAAAGGACAACCUGCUCAUCUUACUGAAGGGCUGUGAUAAGACAGAUGUCUCAGACCAAAUUCUACAAACAUUGUCUCACAUUACUGAAGGAGUUUGUCAUCCGCUGAAAGUUCGAGUGGAACGCAUGUUAGCAGUAGACACAGAUGCCACUGUGCUAUAUUCUGUCACCAACUUGGUUUGUUUUUAUAAGCAAGUCAUUGGACAGGUGGUUCCUGGAAGUCAGCUGCUGACUACGCUUGAAGAACUGCAGGAGUUAAGCCAGCACACAUUCUUGUUGGCACUCCAAAGCCAAGUGAGGCAGCAGUUGAGUGAGUGUGUAGAGACACCACCAUCUGACUUAUCGCCUUCACCAGGUGUUUCCCAGUUGUUGAACCUCCUGCGGGAUGUUCUGUCUGUUGGCUGUAUAGCUGAAGGAAGACAGCAGGAUCUUCCACAGAUUGUGUCAAUUAUUGUGGAACCACUCCUUCAAGCGAUAAAUGAGAGCGCUACUAGACUGCCUACCUCUGACAUGGCCGUGUACCUCCUAAACUGCUUGUACCAAAUGCAGUCCACACUCUCCUUGUAUGAGUUUGUGGACGAACUGUUGGAAAGACUUCAGGCUCAGUCUGAUGCUCAGUUGGAUACACUGACUUCAGAGCAGGCAAGUUCAUUGGUGGCCAAUUUGAACCUUGGCUCAAUCUACACAAUACUGCAAGAGCAAGGCAAGGGAGCUCUGUCUUCCGUCCCAGGCAUGGAGCCAACAGGCCUCAAGAACUUUCUGAGCAAGUUGGACGCCUUCCUGGUGAUGCAAGAUGUGUUGCUGCUGCCUCAGAUUUGCCUGUUGCUUAGCGGCACGCAUCGUUCCAUUGUACAGCAUCGGGCAUUUGAAGUGAUUGCUGCCAUAUACAGACAGUUGUAUGAAGCGGUACAUGAUCCUGAGAACUUAUACCAGAAUCCGGGGGUUCUAAUGCCACGAUCUCCAGACCAAGUUCUCAAACUUCUUAUUGGGUAACACCAUCUCUAUAUUGCAGUAAAAUAAGUCGUUCUAGGCACCAAAUCUGCAAUAUCAUAUUUUGUGAAACAAAGCAACAUUCUAGUUUCUGGUCUGAGGCUGAUAAUUUGCCCUCCUUGGAAGCCUGUCAAUUAAGAAAACUUCCAAAAUUUGAAGUGUAGUUUCAUAAGUUUAAACAUCAGAAGGAAAAAGUUGGUACUAGAAGUAUUUGUCAAAAUUGUUAUUGUUAAUAAGAAAUGUAUUUGAUACAAAAACAAUAAAAAGAUAUAUAUAUAUACACACA